Molecule: messenger RNA, 660 nt
Organism: Ruditapes philippinarum (Manila clam)
Lineage: Eukaryota; Metazoa; Mollusca; Bivalvia; Venerida; Veneridae
Exons: 1
Coding region: 1-660 (219 amino acids)
Source: RefSeq, a predicted model, not a curated record
AUGAACUUACGAGAAUGGACAUCAAAUAGCGCAAAGUUGAAUGAAUUGAUACCUGAAGAGGACAAAACAGAUAGUUCCAUUACCAAAGUACUGGGGCUUACAUGGGAUACAAUGGUGGACACUCUUUCACUAAAUGUGUCAUUUGCUUCCAUUGAUUCACAAAGUCCAACAAAAAGAAUUAUAUUGAAAAACAUCGCUUCCGUGUUUGAUCCUUUGGGACUCCUCUGUCCUGUUUUGUUGAAAGGAAAAGUUUUAUUACAGUCCAUAUGGAAAGAAAGGUUGGAUUUGGAUGAUCAGAUAAAAGAUUUCAAAACCCUUGAUACCUGGUCAUUUGUGAAAGAAGACUUGGAAAAGAUAACAAGUUUUAAAUUUCCAAGAACCAUUGCUAUGAAGAAAUUUGAGCACAAUACGGAAAAUGUUUUAGUGUGUUUUUGCGAUGCAUCAGCAAAAGCAUAUGCUACAGCAGUAUAUUUACUUCAAAGGAACGAAACAGAAACGACAGUGCAUCUAGUCUUCGCUAAAAGCAGGCUUGCUCCGUUAAAGGAAAUCACUAUUCCAAGACUAGAAUUGAUGGCUGUAUUAAUAGGUGUUCGGAGUGUGAAAUUUGCAUGCAAUCAACUAAAACUGAAUUUGAAACACGUGUAUGUAUGGACAGAUUAG